UCAAAAGUUGAUUUAUAGUAACCUUUUUACAUGUAUAUGAAUGUACAUAUGUGUGUGUUUUAUCUUCUCCCAAGGGAUUCUUUAAGAAUAGUCUUGAAGUUGGAUAUGUUGAACUUUAGUUGAAUUAUUUAGUUUUACAUAGAUGGUAGUGAUUGAUAAGAGUUGUUGCGUAUAUGGAUACAUCAUUUUACUUUUGUAUUUUUUUUAUACUUAUCAUUUCACUUUUAUUAGAUGGAAAAUGAAAAUAAUAUUUGCACUAAGAGUGACGUACCAAGAAGUAAAGCAAUAUGGAAUUCAGAGAGUUUGAAUUUUUUCUUAGACUUCUGUAUCAAAGAGGUUGAUGAUGGGCAUCGUCCUACUACUUAUUUAGAUAAAGUUGGAUAUGUAAACUUGAUUACAAAUAUGAAGAAAGCAACUGGAAGAGAUUACACUGGACCACAAUUGAAAAAUAAGUGGGAUGGAUUAAAAAAUGAAUGGAAGCUUUGGAAGCAACUCAAGGGAAAAGAAACUGGCUUAGGAUGGAAUAUAAAAAAGAAUACAAUUGAUGCAACUGAAGAUUGGUGGAAUAGUAAAUUACAGAGUCAUCCCGAUGCUGCAAAGUUUCGCAUUCGGGGAAUUGAACCAGAGGUAGAGGAAAAAUUAGAUAGGAUUUUCAUGAACAUUGUUGCUACAGGAGAGUAUGCUUGGACACCUUCAUUUGGAAUAAUUCCAUCUGAGUCUGAAAAACCUUUUAACAAUAUUGAAACCUUACAUGAACAACUUGAGAGUAGUGACGAUGAUCUAGAGAUGCCUAAUACUGAUAGAUUUCUUAGAGAGAAAAAUAACAAGAGAUUAGUCGAGCCACUUGAGAAACAAAAUAAAGCAAUGAAACAUGGAAAAGGAAAAAUGAAGAAGAUAGGGCCUUUAAUGAUAUUUGAGCCAAUUGGUCGCCUUGCUGAUGCUGUGGAGACAAGGAGUAGAAAUAUUGAAACAGCUAGAAAGGAGAAUAGUAUUACCGAAGUUAUGAAAAUUUUAAAUUCUUUGCCUGGAAUUGAGAAAGGGAGCAGCUUGUAUUUAUUUGCAACUUGCUUGUUUAUCAUGAAAGAGAAGAGAGAGAUGUUUGCUUCAUUGGAAGAACCUGAGUUGAUGCUUACUUGGCUCAAGAAUGAGCAUACUCUGGGAUAA
This is a messenger RNA of Humulus lupulus (European hop), 1164 nucleotides long. Its product is annotated as L10-interacting MYB domain-containing protein-like. The record is from RefSeq and is a predicted model, not a curated record. Bases 232 to 1164 code for a protein of 310 amino acids. NCBI's taxonomy places the organism in Eukaryota, Viridiplantae, Streptophyta, Magnoliopsida, Rosales, Cannabaceae. The transcript has 2 exons.